This is a messenger RNA of Babesia ovata, 1374 nucleotides long. Its product is annotated as Extracellular matrix-binding ebh. The coding region runs from base 1 to 1374 and encodes 457 amino acids. The transcript has a single exon. NCBI's taxonomy places the organism in Eukaryota, Apicomplexa, Aconoidasida, Piroplasmida, Babesiidae. The record is from RefSeq and is a predicted model, not a curated record.
AUGGACACAUCCCUCAAGAAGGAUUUGUUUGACGUGAAGAAGAAGAUUAAGGAAGGGAUUCAGAAGGUGAUUAAGGAUUUGGGAGUUGAGAAGUUGGAUGGUUUUGUGAGAGAUAAUUUGGAGAGUUUGAAGAGUAAGAUUCAGAAUCUUGAUAAGCAAGUUGCUACUAGCAAUGUCGACAGUGGCAUUGUAAGUGGGCAAUUGAAAGAGCUUAAAAGUAAGAAGGAUGAAUUGGAUAAGGAACAUAUUAACAGAAUUACGGAGGCGUCGGGUGAGCUUGAACCAAACUUUACUCAGCAUAUCAAGACUCCGCUUGCCCUUAAAGUCAAAGAAGUUUACCAAGCGAUUGGGACGCUCGGCGAGAAGUUUCAACUAGGCGGUGAUCAAAAAGACAAACUUGAAAAGAUUUUUGAUAAGAUUAAAGAUAAGGUUGGGGAGAUUAAGGGGACGCCGGGGACAAGUUGGGAUAAUAAAGAUGGUAGCGGUCUCGAAGGGAUUAAGUCGAAAGUGGAGAAUUACUUCGAAGCGUUCAACGGUAAGUAUAAGUUUGAAGGUAUAGCAAAGGGCUGGAUUGAGAAGACUAUUUUGCCGCAUAACGGUUUGGUCAGUGAUAGGAUUAAGAACAAUAUUAUUUAUGGGAGUACAGAAAACAUUAACCAGGAAAUGGCAAGUAAAAUGAAGGAACAUCUUGAUGAAGAAGCGAAUGCAGCCGGUGAAGUGGUUCAAGCAAAAAUUGGCUUUGGUGGAGAUAUUGCAAAAAGCAUUCAAGCUGUGAAAGCAGGCUGCGAGGCAUUCGCCAAUUUUCUUGAUAACAAGCUGAAGGAAGGAAAAAGUGGCAACGUGUCUCAGAUAGUCAACGACGUUAAGGGGCUGUUGACAUACAUAAAACACGACGCGAAAUGCAUAUGCUAUUGCGGUCACUGCAGCGGCGAUGAAUGUACGAAAAACUCCGUCGCUGCUGUCAUCUUGGGAUCACUCACCGCCGUGUCCCGGCAGGUGGGCAACGAACUGAAUUCUGUGUUUCUCAACAUACCCGAUAAGCCCCUAAACGCGGGACCCAGCCCCGGAAGCAUCGCAGCCAUCUUGGACCAUAUUACGCCUAUUGCUAAGAAACUUGACGGUGAACUUCAAGCGGCAACUAAAACACCACCAGGCCAACCCUUUCCUACGACCCCCGAUGCUGGCACAGCCCAAGCCGUUGACAAGAAGUUGGAGGCAGUGAGGGAUGAGGUUAUUGGACUUGUAGGGAAAUUUAAUUCGCAAGUCAAACAACCACUUCAUACUGCACUCUCCCAACUUGAAUCCGCCGUUAACAACUUCAACACUGAAGCUCAAGCACAGAUCAAGCAAGCAGCCAACACGGCGAUUCACUAA